This is a messenger RNA of Trichomycterus rosablanca, 2836 nucleotides long. RefSeq names its product dihydrolipoamide dehydrogenase (gene dldh). Lineage: Eukaryota; Metazoa; Chordata; Actinopteri; Siluriformes; Trichomycteridae. The record is from RefSeq and is a predicted model, not a curated record. Gene Ontology annotation, cellular component: mitochondrion; oxoglutarate dehydrogenase complex. The transcript has 14 exons. The coding region runs from base 242 to 1768 and encodes 508 amino acids. Gene Ontology annotation, molecular function: dihydrolipoyl dehydrogenase (NADH) activity; flavin adenine dinucleotide binding.
AAAUAGUAAAUAGAACUGUAAAAAACUGUAAAUAGAAAAUAAACUUUAAGAUAUGUACAUUUACGUCUAUUAAACAUCUGACAGUAUUUUAAGUAAUUCCUCAGGCAAAAAUUGACGCAAUCUAUAAGCGACAGUACAGCGGCCAGGGCUCGCUGUAUUUUUGCGCAUGCGCAGAGAGCAGAGUCCUUGGCUGUGCAAGCGGGUGUAGGUGAGGCGCUGUGUUACGGGACACACUGUCGAAAUGCAGAGCUGGAAUCAGCUUUAUCGCGCUCUUGCGACGCGAGGUCAGCACCUGCCUUGCAAGUUGCAUGGAGUCACAGCAGUAUCUGUAAGAACAUAUGCUGACAAGGCACCAAUUGAUGCCGAUGUCACUGUGGUGGGCUCAGGACCUGGAGGGUAUGUUGCCGCCAUCAAAGCUGCACAGCUUGGUUUUAAGACAGUAUGUGUGGAAAAGAAUGCCACUCUUGGAGGGACCUGUCUAAAUGUGGGCUGCAUCCCAUCAAAGGCCCUGUUAAACAACUCUUAUCUGUAUCACCUGGCACAUGGAAAGGACUUUGAAAGCAGAGGAAUUGAAAUUCAAGGAAUUUCACUGAACUUGGAGAAGAUGAUGGCGCAAAAGAGUGGUGCAGUCAAAGCCCUGACAGGAGGCAUUGCACACUUAUUUAAACAGAACAAAGUUACACAUGUCAAUGGAUUUGGAAGGAUAACGGGUAAAAAUCAAGUCACUGCAAAGACAGAUGAUGGUGAUGAGCAAGUAAUUAACACCAAAAACAUCCUGAUUGCCACAGGAUCAGAGGUCACCCCUUUCCCAGGAAUUGAGGUUGAUGAGGACACCAUAGUAUCCUCUACUGGGGCUCUGUCCCUUAACAAAGUCCCUGAGGAGCUGAUUGUUAUUGGAGCAGGGGUCAUCGGUGUUGAGCUGGGCUCGGUGUGGCAGAGGCUGGGCUCUACAGUGACAGCAGUGGAGUUUUUGGGCCAUGUGGGAGGAUUGGGAAUCGAUAUGGAGAUCUCUAAAAACUUCCAGCGUAUACUCCAGAAGCAAGGCUUAAAGUUCAAGCUGGGUACCAAGGUCAGGGGUGCCACCAGGAGGCCUGAUGGAAAGAUUGAUGUGGCAGUGGAGGCUGCUGCUGGUGGCAAAAACGAGACCCUAUCCUGUGACGUGUUGCUGGUGUGCAUCGGCCGUCGGCCUUUCACAAAUGACAUCGGCCUUGAGAAUGUCGGAAUUGAAUUGGACAAUCGUGGAAGGAUCCCCAUCAACAACCGUUUCCAGACCAAAGUACCCAGCAUUUAUGCCAUCGGUGAUGUAGUGGCUGGGCCCAUGCUGGCACACAAAGCUGAGGAUGAAGGCAUAAUAUGUGUUGAGGGAAUAGCAGGAGGAGCCGUUCACAUUGACUACAACUGUGUUCCGUCUGUCAUCUACACACAUCCAGAGGUCGCCUGGGUCGGAAAGAACGAGGAGCAGCUCAAGGAGGAAGGCAUUCCGUACAAAGUCGGCAAAUUCCCCUUCGCUGCUAACAGCAGAGCAAAGACUAAUGCUGAUACUGAUGGGCUGGUGAAGAUUCUGAGUCACAAGGAGACCGACAGAAUGUUGGGAGCUCACAUCCUGGGAUCGGGAGCUGGAGAGAUGAUCAAUGAGGCUGCACUAGCAAUGGAAUAUGGAGCAUCAUGUGAGGAUGUUGCAAGAGUGUGCCAUGCCCAUCCUACUGUUUCAGAGGCCUUCAGAGAAGCCAACCUUGCUGCUUCAUUUGGAAAAGCUAUUAAUUUCUAAGUCACCAACUAUGUGUAUAUAAAGAUCUGCUUCAUAUUUGGGUUUAGUACUUUGACUGCGUACAACUGAGAUUUCGGACCCCUAGUUUUCAAAACUUCUCAUGCAUCACUACAGUACAAAUCUGUAUUACAUUUAGUAUGUUAUUUAAAUGUUCCAUUAAACGCUUUGGGUCUUAGUGGUGUGAACGAGUCACUAAUGUUUAAGUCAUCAUUUAUCUGUGUUAACUGUUAACUGUUUACUAUUUAAUAGACACAACUUAUCCUAUUAACUGAGUACAGUGCAAGCAAUUGAGGGUUGAUGGCCUAGCAUUGGUGAAGCUUAAACCAGCAAUGUUCUGAUCACUUGCACUGGUGAUAGCACUUCUCAAAUACCAAGACUUGCCAAGAUUUAAUAACUCAAGUGGGCAGUACGGUGGCUCAGUGGGUAGCACCUACACCUUACAACAAGAAGGUCCUAGGUUUGAUUCCCAGGUGUAGCGGUCUGUGUCCUUUCUGUGUAGAGUUUGCAUGUUGUCUCUGUGUCUGUGUGAGGUUUCUUUCCACAGUCCAAGACAUGCAAGUAGGGUUAAUUGGAGAUAAAAAAUUGUUCAUGACUGACAUUAAAGACUUGAACUGAUGAAUCUUGUGUAACCUGUCCUGUCAUGAAUGUAACCAAAGCGUGUAAAACAUGACGUUAAUAUUUUAAUAAAUAAAUACAUAAAUAAUAACUAUAAGGUUCAAAUUACCCCCAAGUAAAAUGAUACACAAGGUUAAUGAAAAUGGUACUAUAAACUGGUGCAGUAGAAGGGUAGGAAUAAAAAAAAUGGAAAUAUGGGGGCAGUGGUAAAUGUAAUGUAUUUUGAUACUGAGUAGUGUCCAUCCUCACCUGCAGCUAUAGAAGCUUUCACUGUUCUGGAAAGGCUUUCCAAAAGUUUUCAAAGUGUGUGGGGGGAGAUCUGGGCUCAUUCAUUCAAUAUAGUAUGGGGCCAGGGCUCGGUGCAGGUGCCUGGGAUUUUUUAAUUGUUUGGGAGGGACCCAAUACAUUAACAUGCUAAUAGCAUAAUUUAAUAAACAGUUAUUAAAAAAGACA